Molecule: messenger RNA, 2321 nt
Organism: Phalaenopsis equestris
Lineage: Eukaryota; Viridiplantae; Streptophyta; Magnoliopsida; Asparagales; Orchidaceae
Product: nucleotide pyrophosphatase/phosphodiesterase-like
Exons: 13
Coding region: 244-2094 (616 amino acids)
Molecular function (GO): acid phosphatase activity; metal ion binding
Source: RefSeq, a predicted model, not a curated record
CAAGAUCUCAUGCGAAGCAGCUCUGAAAAACAGAACAGAGGAAGAAGAAGGAAAGGGAGAGAAACUAUACACUAAAAACUCUCUCUCUCUCUCUCUCUCUCUUAAAGCCCGUUUGAGGCAGCUUAUUUGGUGCGGUAGUGCUUUGAAAACACACUUGUCCUGUUUAUAAUAGCCACCGCACCUAACUUAUCAAUAAAUUAUUCAAUAAGCUGCAUCUGCCCCCAAACAGACCUUAACUUCACCAUGAAACACUUUCUCAUCCUCUGUCUAUUAUCUCUUUCCUUCACAUAUUUGGCUCUCUCUUCUUCCUCUUCUUACUCUGAGAUUUCGAAGUUCAAAGGCAUAAACAGAAGAGUUCUGAAGGAGUGUCCUCAUUUGAAUCCUUAUCUCUCCAUUAAUGUCAGCAUGAGCUCGAUGCUGCCGGACGAAGGAAACAUAACUGUAACUGUGAGCGGGGUGCUUGAUACUGAUGAGUCUGAUUGGAUAGCCAUGAUCUCGCCUUCCAAUAUUGACGUGAAGGAUUGUCCGUUGAACGCGGCAAUGUACGCACAAACUGGAGAUCUGAGCGAUCUGCCGCUUCUGUGCCAUUAUCCAGUGAAGGCACAAAAAAUGAGCAAUGAUCCCUCCUACCUGAGCUGCAACAAAACAGAAUGCAAGCAUUAUGGAGAAGACAACGAGUGUUUGAUAGAAACCUGCAGUGGUUCUGUUACAUUCCAUUUUGUGAAUAUUAGAACUGAGUUAGAGUUUGUGUUCUUCGCUGGUGGUUUUGAUGUCCCGUGCAUACUCAAGAGAUCAGCUCCAAUUGGUUUUGCAAACCCCAAUCAACCAUUAUAUGGCCAUCUUUCCAGUGCUGGUUCUACUGGAACAACAAUGAAAUUAACUUGGGUCAGUGGAGAUGGGAAGCCCCAACAAGUUCUAUAUGCGGAUGGGAAUUCAUCAACUUCUGUGGUUACAACAUUUAAACCACAGGAUAUGUGCAGUGACCUAAGUCCUGCUAAGGAUUUUGGAUGGCAUGAUCCUGGAUAUAUCCAUUCAGCCAUAAUUACAGGACUCCAACCUUCCACUUCCUACUUCUACAGAUAUGGAAGUGACUCUGUUGGAUGGAGUAAGGAUAUCAAAUUCUCAACACCCCCAGCAGCUGGAGCAAAUGAAACUACAUUUUUAGCUUAUGGAGAUAUGGGAAAAGCUCCUAGAGAUCUAUCAGUUGAACACUACAUACAGCCAGGAUCAAUAUCUGUAGUGGAGGCCUUGACUGAUGAAGUUGCAGCUGGGAAAAUUGAUUCAAUUUUACAUAUUGGGGACAUAAGUUAUGCAACUGGAUUUUUGGUGGAGUGGGAUUUCUUCCUCAAUCUUAUUACUCCUGUGGCUGGCCAACUUUCCUACAUGACAGCUAUAGGAAAUCAUGAAAGGGACUAUCCAGACUCUGGUUCUGUGUACGUUACACCAGACUCAGGUGGAGAGUGCGGUGUUGCUUACGAGAGCUAUUUUCAAAUGCCUACGAGUGCAAAGGAUAAACCAUGGUACUCUUUUGAACAAGCUACCGUUCACAUAACAGUUGUAUCAACAGAACAUGACUGGACUGAGAAUUCUGAACAGUAUGCUUGGAUUAAAAAAGAUUUGGCAUCUGUUGAUAGACUAAAGACUCCCUGGCUAGUUUUUACUGGGCACAGACCAAUGUAUUCAUCUCAGGAUAGCAUUCUUCCAAGUGUAGAUUCAGGCUUUGUUGACUCAGUUGAGCCUCUCCUAAUGGAACAUAAAGUGGACUUGGCAUUAUUUGGGCAUGUGCAUAACUAUGAAAGAACCUGUGCAGUUUAUAAAAAUGAAUGUAGGGGAAUGCCAAUAAAAGACAGUAAUGGAGUGGAUGCUUACUAUAAUGGUAAUUAUACAGCUCCAGUUCAUGCAGUCAUUGGAAUGGCUGGGUUCAAGCUUGAUAUCUUUCCAAGCCAAGUUGAUAAUGUAUGGAGCUUAAAGAGGAUUUCUGAAUAUGGUUACACAAAAGUUCAUGCCACAAAGGAAAAGUUAAGCUUUGAGUUUGUGAAUUCAAAAACAAGGGAAGUGAGAGAUAGCUUCUACAUCACCCAAGAGACAAAGUAGUUGGUGCCAUUGAGGGAAAUAUCAACAUCAAAUCUUCUAUUAAUUACAUGUACUAUAUUGUAAUAAAAAUGGGUAGAUGCAUAAGAAAAUUAUUUUAUUUUGUACAAUUUGUAAAACAAAGAAUUUCAUUUUCUUUGUGGUGGGGUAGUUCAGGAUGAUUUUCUUCUGAACAUGUUGAUGUUGAACAGCAUUUUUUGAUAUUUGAUGUUAAAUAAAAUUUCAUUUUA